UAACAUAUGAAGUUUUGUAUUUAUUGACAUUCGUUAUAUGUAAUGUUAGGUUUGUUUUGAUUUUCCUUGUAGUCGCGAACAAGUCUGCGUUUAUGUUUUAUUUGGAUUAUAAUAUUAUUUUAUAUUAAAUCAAUGAUAUUAGAAAUAAUUAAAAUGCUAAAAUGCUUCUAAGGCCCCAAACUGCGUAACAUAUCUAUUUUAUAUCUUUUCUGUGGUGUAUGAAAGCAAAGAAAAUGAUAAGCCACGUCAAUGUCUAUUCAAUUUCAGUUGAUAAGCAAUUGAAUUCUCUUACGAAUUAGUGACGGUAACCAAUGCAUGUUUCUUGACAGACUGUCAUUGUUCUGUCAAAUGUUCCGGGAGUUUUCAGUAAAUUUUUUGUACAAUGAAAUAUUUUGAAAAUUUUUUUGUAUAAAUUUGUUUCGUCGAAUAAUAUGGAGCACAAAGAAGACGAAAUAUCUUUAGAUUCUAGUGUUCCAGAAACGUUUACGGAAAUGUCAAUUCCUAUUGAAAAUCAUAACCUGAAACUUAGACGAAGAAAUGUAAUCGAAACCAUAAAUCUCGUAUCAAAGGAAGAGGAAACUUCUGAUUCCAAAAAUAAUAUACCUCUCGUAAGAAUGUCAGAUUCUACAAAAGCAUGGUACGAUGAUAUUAUACCACGAAUACCUGACAUCGCAAACUUUAGUUCGUCAGGUAAACAAAACGGAGUGUUGAAUCAUGAAGACGAUAACAGUUCAUUAGAAUAUAAUUUUGAUGAUACAGACAUAUUGACUAAUACAGAACGGAUCAAGAUAAGCGUUAUUCGAGGAAGCAUCGUUAAUCCAAAUUUGACAUUAGGAGAACUCAAACUACUUGGUUGCAGCAGUGAGGGUUUAGUUCAUGAUGAGAUACGAAGGAUUCUAUGGCCAAAACUAUUGCGACUCUCAGAAGAAAAUAAUUUUUCUAUAACUGGAUUAGAAACUAUACAUAAUCAUAUACCAAAUGAAGUCUACCAACAAAUUUUGAAGGAUGUUGCACGUAGUGGAAGUCAUAUCUCACAAAAUGCUACACAACAUGAAAUAGAUGACUUUCAUGAACAAUUGACUCAAAUAAUGUGUUGGGUUCUCCAUAAACAUUCUAUGCUAAAUUAUUACCAGGGUUAUAAUGAUAUAGCAGCAACUGUUCUUCUCGUCAUGGGCUUAGAAAAAGGUUUGCAUGUACUUGAGAGCAUUUCUUUAGAAUUUCUUGAAAGAUUUAUGGAGAAGACAAUGGAAAAAGUAAAUCAAGAAUUAUUUUAUAUAUUUGCACUUUUAGAAAGAGUACAUCCCACUUUAUUAGAACAUUUGGAAAAUGUAGAAUUAUUUCCACAUUUUGCAUUGGCUGAAUAUACAACAUGGUAUGCGCACAAAUAUGCAGAAAAUAGAAAGCUGCUACACAGAUUAUUUGAUUAUUUUCUUGGUAGUCCACCAUUAAUGCCUCUUUAUCUAAGUACUGUGAUUGUAGCACAUAGAGCAACAGAAAUUUUUAAUACUACACCAGAUAUGGGUCAUACACAUAAAGUUUUAUGUACUCUGCCUGAUGAUUUACCUUUUGAGAAACUACUUGUUGAAGCUAAAAAUUUAUAUCGUCAAUAUCCUCCUGAAUCUAUAAAUAACGACGUUAGAGAAUACGACCAAAAACGAAAAUUUAAAGAACAAGAAUGGAAAGCAAAAGCAGAAGCAAGUCGUCAAGAGAGAGAAAAACAACGUCAACUUAGAAUUGUGCAAUUAGUACCAAGGAUACCAUACCGUAUCAGAAGCUACAAAACAAUCACAGUAGUAACAAUUUUGGCCUUAGGAUUAUAUGCCUUUUUAAGAUCUUCAUCUGGCCUUAACUGACAUUAAAUAAAUUUAAUCUAUUUAAAUAAUAGAUUGAUUUAUGUGUCCUAUAAGCAAAAUUCCAUUUUAUUUAUAUACCAUUAGCUUGGUAAAUAAUAAAAUAAAUUAUUGGGCACACAAAUAUAGUGAAAUAAUAAUAUCAUAAAAUCGUUGAUAUUAUUAUAAAUCAGCGAUUAAAUGAAUUUAUUUCUGAAUGUAUUUCUGAAUAAGGAGCAUCUUGAGCAUUCCUAUGCUGCCUUUAUGCUGUGUUCUUUAAAGUUGACAUGAAUAUUUUGUGCACAUUUAUUUAGUGUCAAAAAUAAGUGUAAACAAAGACUUUUCAAGAUAGGUGAACGUGAGUAAGAGGAAGCAUACAAAUAUGCUUGCAAAAUAAAAAUAUCUAUAUGUAUAUUUUGAAACAUUAAAAAAAAUUUUUAACGUGAAAGAUA
Molecule: messenger RNA, 2281 nt
Organism: Apis florea (little honeybee)
Lineage: Eukaryota; Metazoa; Arthropoda; Insecta; Hymenoptera; Apidae
Product: TBC1 domain family member 20
Biological process (GO): endoplasmic reticulum to Golgi vesicle-mediated transport; positive regulation of GTPase activity
Cellular component (GO): endoplasmic reticulum membrane
Molecular function (GO): GTPase activator activity
Source: RefSeq, a predicted model, not a curated record